Molecule: messenger RNA, 1257 nt
Organism: Cucurbita moschata (crookneck pumpkin)
Lineage: Eukaryota; Viridiplantae; Streptophyta; Magnoliopsida; Cucurbitales; Cucurbitaceae
Product: cytochrome b-c1 complex subunit Rieske-4, mitochondrial-like
Exons: 2
Coding region: 151-984 (277 amino acids)
Biological process (GO): mitochondrial electron transport, ubiquinol to cytochrome c
Cellular component (GO): membrane
Molecular function (GO): 2 iron, 2 sulfur cluster binding; quinol-cytochrome-c reductase activity
Source: RefSeq, a predicted model, not a curated record
GGCAAACACAAGCCAAGGUCAAAUUUCUCCUGCAAAUUGGGGAAAAUAAAGCCGGUUCUGUCGCCUCCACUCCAAUACUCCAUAUCCCUCGAACAGCUUCUUCCCAAUUCAUUUUUCGCCGCGGAAGGCUUCGAUUGUUCCCCGUCGAAGAUGCUGAGGGUUGCGGCUCGAAGGCUCUCUUCGCUCUCUUCUUCCCAUUUCAGGCCCUCUAUUGCCUCUUCCUUGCCCGGUUCUCAUAAGAUCGUUGAUGGCGGUGAUUCUGCCCCAUCCAAUGAUUUCAGAUCCGUCAGCUCUUUCAAUACCUUCGCUUUUGGAUCCAACUUCGCGCCUAGUUGUCGAGGUUUCGCUUCUGAUGCCUUGACUUCAAUGGGCGAAAACAACUUAGUUCCAGAUGUUCCUGCAACUGUUGCAGCCGUUAAGAACCCUACUUCAAAGAUAGUGUAUGAUGAAUACAAUCAUGAGCGAUUUCCUCCGGGUGAUCCCAGCAAGCGUGCAUUUGCCUAUUUUGUCUUGUCAGGCGGUCGGUUUGUCUAUGCUUCUUUGAUUCGCCUCCUUGUUCUCAAGUUUGUUCUUAGCAUGUCAGCCAGUAAGGAUGUUCUUGCCCUGGCCUCACUUGAGGUUGACCUCUCAAGCAUUGAGCCUGGUUCUACUGUGACGGUUAAGUGGCGUGGAAAACCAGUCUUCAUCAGGCGACGAACUGAAGAUGAUAUUAAGAUAGCAAACAGCGUCGACAUUGGAUCUCUUCGUGACCCACAGCAGGAUGGCGAGAGAGUCAAGGAUCCAGAAUGGCUCAUCGUUAUUGGUGUUUGCACACAUCUUGGUUGCAUUCCCUUGCCAAAUGCCGGUGAUUUUGGUGGGUGGUUUUGCCCGUGCCAUGGUUCCCAUUACGACAUCUCCGGUAGGAUCCGUAAAGGACCAGCGCCAUACAAUUUGGAGGUACCCACCUAUACCUUUUUGGAUGAAAACAAGCUUUUGAUUGGUUAAGAAAUCAAGCUCUUUUUCUGGGUUUGUAGUAGUGGUUUGGAACAAUCAUCUAUGAUAAUGUCUCGAAGAUUUGUUGCAGGCAUUUUAUUAUUUUUCUACUCAAAUUCUGAUUUGAUGUUUAUGUAUGAGAAAACUGUAACUCCCGUAUAUUGGUGGUGCAUGAAUGCAUCUGAAUAAGUUGCUUUGCUUGAAUGGGUGUUUCCCCCAUGAAGUAAGAUCUUCUGAUUUUGGGAAUAGACUUGAUAGUGAAAUGGAAACUAAAAUUUCUUUGUA